Messenger RNA from Salvia miltiorrhiza (redroot sage), 771 nucleotides. RefSeq lists its product as uncharacterized. The coding region runs from base 1 to 771 and encodes 256 amino acids. The record is from RefSeq and is a predicted model, not a curated record. The transcript has a single exon. NCBI's taxonomy places the organism in Eukaryota, Viridiplantae, Streptophyta, Magnoliopsida, Lamiales, Lamiaceae.
AUGUUCGACGGCACGACGGAUCCGACCGACCAUAUCGCUCAGUACAAGCAAAGGAUGUUCACUUCUGCAAUUCCUCGCGAAUUGAGGCAGGCUUGCAUGUGUAAGGGGUUCGGUUCUAGUCUGACAGAAUCGGCCCUCCAGUGGUAUACUAACCUUCCAAAUUAUUCUAUUUCAAGUUUUGCCCAACUAACAGAUAUAUUUGUGCAGCAAUAUGCUAGUAGCAGGAAGCUUGAAAAGAUAUCGGAAGAUCUUUACGCCGUGGUGCAACAGCGUGGCGAGUCUCUUCGGGACUAUAUCAGCCGAUUCAACAAAGAGAAGGUGUCCAUCACCAAUUGCAACACCCAAACAGCGGUCACCGCCUUCCGAAAGGGUCUUCUGCCCGACUCAGACCUCUACAAAGAUCUCACCAAAUACCUUUGUAGAACAAUGAAGGACAUCCUUGCCAAGGCAUGGGCACAAAUCAAGUGGGUAGAAGAUCAAUACAGUCACCACCGAUCUUCACCGAGCAGAAACACUAGAAAGGACUCCAGGGUGGAUAGGAGGACGAGUGAUAGGCGGUCUGAACCUUACCCACCUCCACGACAAGAGUACAGAAGGAGAGAGUAUGACCAACCUUACGAGACGCGACCACGAGAAAGAGCCAAGAUACCAGAGUACAACUUAUAUAUCUCACCAGCCGAGGCGGUCUCAGCUCUCAGGAAUCUAGGCAACAAGGUCAAAUGGUCGGAAAAGAUGAGGGCACCAGCCGACCACAUAGAUAGAUCCAAGUAG